Diabrotica virgifera virgifera (western corn rootworm) is the source of this 5493-nucleotide messenger RNA. Its product is annotated as protein piccolo-like. Lineage: Eukaryota; Metazoa; Arthropoda; Insecta; Coleoptera; Chrysomelidae. Bases 46 to 5493 code for a protein of 1815 amino acids. The transcript has 2 exons. The record is from RefSeq and is a predicted model, not a curated record.
ACAAUCAGUUCGGAUUUUACUGUCGCUGUCGCUAAAGUCAAAAAGAUGGAAUUUCCCUUGAUUUUAUACUGUUGGUGGUUGUUGUUUUUGUGCGUUGAAACUACAAAUAAUAAUUUAGUUGAAGAGAUUGUGCUGCCUUCAAAGAAAUCAUCAGAGUUCCCAUAUAUAACAAACAACACUAUUAAUGAGGGAAUUAACCAGAUAAUAUCUCCAGUUACUCCUGCAGCAGUACCAGCAGCUUCAUCAACAGAAAUACCAGUAAAUAUUAGGCUACCAGUUCCAGAAAAGAAGCAUCAAAAAGAAAUUUUGGAUUUGAGCAUUAUUAAUACUGAUUCUCCUGAAGUACAAGCAGAAACAUCUUGGACCACAGAAAACUCUUACAUUACUACCACAAUAGGUAAAAAUUCGAAAUUCACGGUCUUAUCUGAACUAGAAACAACUAUUUUACCUGCAGAUAAUAUAAAAAAUUUCAAUGAAGGUACAAAUUUGAUUCACGAUAAAAACGACUCCCAUCUUACCGAAGUGCAAAUAUCUUCACUACAAUCUUACAAUUCUACUAAUAAAAAUGUUAAAACGUCUCAAGAGACAAUAGUAACUUAUAAAUUGAACAAUAUUUUAAAUACAUCUGAUUCUACCUCGUCAGAAAGUCUAAUAUCCAAUUUGACUGGAUUAAAAACAACUGCAGUACCAAAUACAACGUCAGGAAUCAUUUUAUCUAAUAGAUUUGAAAAUCACAAUUUUUUGGAUAUCCCAAUUAACUCCCAAUUUAAUAACAUAUUCUCGUCACUUAAAAAUACUCUACGGGUAGCCCAGAGACCUAGUUUUGCCGGUUUAGGUACAACUCCACCUCCAAGGAUAAAACCAGGAAAGCCUUGGCCUGCUAGACCUGAGGACUAUCCUAAUUAUUAUCCUGCAACUACCACAAACCAUCAGCUUAUUACAAAUAGACCACAAAAUACUCAGUCAGUCAAUCCACAGUUUAACCAACCAUUUUCCAAUCCGACAAUUAGCAUUAUUCAAGCACAGCAAAGACCAAGCUUUGCUGGACUUGGAACAACUGCACCUCCCAGAAUAAAACCAGGAAAACCUUGGCCAGCUAGACCUGUGGAUUAUCCGAAUUAUACAACACAUACUACGAACGACCAACUUGUUACUAAUCGACCACAUUAUACUCAGUCGAUAAUUCCACAAUUUAACAAACCAUCUUCCAAUCCUACAAUUCCAGUAACUCAAUCUCAACAGCGCCCAAGCUUUGCUGGACUAGGAACAACUGCGCCACCAAGAGUGAAACCAGGAAAACCUUGGCCUGCUAGACCCGAGGACUAUCCUAAUUAUUAUACUACUAAACAGCAAGAUCCUUUCAAUACACAACAAGUAAUGGAAUUCUUCAAUACACAGUAUAACCUCACAUCUUCUCAUUAUGAAGUUAGUGUAACUUCAUCAGGCCAGAGACCUAGUUUUGCUGGAUUAGGGACAACUGCACCACCACCAAGGGUGAAACCUGGAAAGCCUUGGCCAGCUAGCGCUGAAGGUUAUACUAAUGUUUCUUUAAUUACUCUGGAAAAUCCAGAGCUUAUUAAUCCACCGUUUAGUAAUCCUUCUUCUGAUUCAGCUCCUAGUUUAAAUCAAUCAGAUCCUAGACCUAGUUUUGCUGGACUAGGGACAACUCCACCACCAAGGAUAAAACCAGGAAAACCUUGGCCAGCUAGGCCAGAAGAUUAUGCUAACUUUUCUUCAGUUGCUACUACACAUGAUCAAAUUGUUACUAAUAGACCUGAAAAUCCAGAGCUUAUUAAUCCACCGUCCAAUAAUCCUUCUUCUAAUUCACUUCCUAGUUUAGCACAAUCAGAUCCUAGGCCUAGUUUUGCUGGACUAGGGACAACUCCACCACCAAGAAUAAAACCAGGAAAACCUUGGCCAGCUAGGCCUGAAGAUUAUGCUAACUUUUCUUCAGUUACUACUACAAAUAAUCAAAUUGUUAAUAAUAGACCUGAAAUUCCAGGGCUUAUUAAUCCACCGUUCAAUAACCCUUCUUCUAAUUCAGUUCCUAGUUUAGCACAAUCAGACCCUAGGCCUAGUUUUGCUGGACUAGGGACAACUCCACCACCAAGAAUAAAACCAGGAAAACCUUGGCCAGCUAGGCCUGAAGAUUAUGCUAACUUUUCUUCAGUUACUACUACAAAUAAUCAAAUUGUUAAUAAUAGACCUGAAAUUCCAGGGCUUAUUAAUCCACCGUUCAAUAAUCCUUCUUCUAAUUCAGUUCCUAGUUUAGCACAAUCAGAUCCUAGGCCUAGUUUUGCUGGACUAGGGACAACUCCACCACCAAGAAUAAAACCAGGAAAACCUUGGCCAGCUAGGCCUGAAGAUUAUGCUAACUUUUCUUCAGUUACUACUACAAAUGAUCAAAUUGUUAAUAAUAAACCUGACAAUGCAGGGCUUAUUAAUCCACCGUCCAAUAAUCCUUCUUCUAAUUCAGUUUUUAGUUUAGUUCAAUCAGACCCUAGGCCUAGUUUUGCUGGACUAGGGACAACUCCACCACCAAGGAUAAAACCAGGAAAACCUUGGCCAGCUAGGCCUGAAGAUUAUGCAAACUUUUCUUCAGUUACUACUACAAAUAAUCAAAUUGUUAAUAAUAGACCUGAAAUUCCAGGGCUUAUUAAUCCACCGUUCAAUAAUCCUUCUUCUAAUUCAGUUCCUAGUUUAGCACAAUCAGACCCUAGGCCUAGUUUUGCUGGAAUAGGGACAACUCCACCACCAAGAAUAAAACCAGGAAAACCUUGGCCAGCUAGGCCUGAAGAUUAUGCUAACUUUUCUUCGGUUACUACUACAAAUGAUCAAAUUGUUAAUAAUAAACCUGAAAAUCCAGGGCUUAUUAAUCCGUCGUCCAAUAGUCCUUCUUCUAAUUCAGUUCCUAGUUUAGCACAAUCAGACCCUAGGCCUAGUUUUGCUGGACUAGGGACAACUCCACCACCAAGAAUAAAACCAGGAAAACCUUGGCCAGCUAGGCCUGAAGAUUAUGCUAACUUUUCUUCAGUUACUACUACAAAUGAUCAAAUUGUUACUAAUAGACCUGAAAAUACAGAGCUUAUUAAUCCACCGUCCAAUAAUCCUUCUUCUAAUUCACUUCCUAGUUUAGCACAAUCAGAUCCUAGGCCUAGUUUUGCUGGACUAGGGACAACUUCACCACCAAGAAUAAAACCAGGAAAACCUUGGCCAGCUAGGCCUGAAGAUUAUGUUAACUUUUCUUCAGUUGCUACUACACAUGAUCAAAUUGAUACUAAUAAACCUGACAAUCCAGAGCUUACUAAUUCACCGUCCAAUAACCCUUCUUCUAAUUCAGUUCCUAGUUUAGCACAAUCAGACCCUAGGCCUAGUUUUGCUGGACUAGGGACAACUCCACUACCAAGAAUAAAACCAGGAAAACCUUGGCCAGCUAGGCCUGAAGAUUAUGCUAACUUUUCUUCAGUUACUACUACAAAUGAUCAAAUUGUUAAUAAUAGACCUGAAAAUCCAGAGCCUAUUAAUCCACCGUUCAAUAACCCUUCUUCUAAUUCAGUUCCUAGUUUACCUCAAUCAGACCCUAGGCCUAGUUUUGCUGGACUAGGGACAACUCCACCACCAAGAAUAAAACCAGGAAAACCUUGGCCAGCUAGGCCUGAAGAUUAUGCUAACUUUUCUUCAGUUACUACUACAAAUGAUCAAAUUGUUAAUAAUAGACCCGAAAAUCCAGCACUUAUUAAUCCACCGUCCAAUAAUCCUUCUUCUAAUUCAGUUCCUAGUUUAGCUCAAUCAGACCCUAGGCCUAGUUUUGCUGGACUAGGGACAACUCCACCACCAAGAAUAAAACCAGGAAAACCUUGGCCAGCUAGGCCUGAAGAUUAUGCUAAUUUUUCUUCAGUUACUACUACAAAUGAUCAAAUUGUUAAUAAUAGACCCGAAAAUCCAGCACUUAUUAAUCCACCGUCCAAUAAUCCUUCUUCUAAUUCAGUUCCUAGUUUAGCUCAAUCAGACCCUAGGCCUAGUUUUGCUGGACUAGGGACAACUCCACCACCAAGAAUAAAACCAGGAAAACCUUGGCCAGCUAGGCCUGAAGAUUAUGCUAAUUUUUCUUCAGUUACUACUACAAAUGAUCAAAUUGUUAAUAAUAGACCUGAAAAUCCAGGGCUUAUUAAUCCACCGUCCAAUAAUCCUUCUUCUAAUUCAGUUCCUAGUUUAGCUCAAUCAGACCCUAGGCCUAGUUUUGGUGGACUAGGGACAACUCCACCACCAAGAAUAAAACCAGGAAAACCUUGGCCAGCUAGGCCUGAAGAUUAUGCUAAUUUUUCUUCAGUUACUACUACAAAUGAUCAAAUUGUUAAUAACAGAACUGAAAAUUCAGGGCUGAUUAAUACACCGUCCAAUAAUUCUUUUUCUAAUUCAGUUCCUAGUUUACCUCAAUCAGACCCUAGGCCUAGUUUUGCUGGACUAGGGACAACUCCACCACCAAGGAUAAAACCAGGAAAACCUUGGCCAGCUAGGCCUGAAGAUUAUGCUAACUUUUCUUCAGUUACUACUACAAAUGAUCAAAUUGUUAAUAAUAGACCUGAAAAUCCAGAGCCUAUUAAUCCACCGUUCAAUAACCCUUCUUCUAAUUCAGUUCCUAGUUUACCUCAAUCAGACCCUAGGCCUAGUUUUGCUGGACUAGGGACAACUCCACCACCAAGAAUAAAACCAGGAAAACCUUGGCCAGCUAGGCCUGAAGAUUAUGCUAACUUUUCUUCAGUUACUACUACAAAUGAUCAAAUUGUUAAUAAUAGACCCGAAAAUCCAGCACUUAUUAAUCCACCGUCCAAUAAUCCUUCUUCUAAUUCAGUUCCUAGUUUAGCUCAAUCAGACCCUAGGCCUAGUUUUGCUGGACUAGGGACAACUCCACCACCAAGAAUAAAACCAGGAAAACCUUGGCCAGCUAGGCCUGAAGAUUAUGCUAAUUUUUCUUCAGUUACUACUACAAAUGAUCAAAUUGUUAAUAAUAGACCUGAAAAUCCAGGGCUUAUUAAUUCACUGUCCAAUAAUCCUUCUUCUAAUUCAGUUCCUAGUUUAGCACAAUCAGACCCUAGGCCUAGUUUUGCUGGACUAGGAACAACUCCACCGCCAAGGAUAAAACCGGGAAAGCCUUGGCCAGCUAGGCCUGAAGACCAUGCUGGCUUUUCUUCGAUUACCACUACAAAUUAUCAAAUUGUUACCAGUAGACCUGAACAUCCAGAGCUCGUCAAUCCACCGUUCAAAAGCCCUUCUUCUGAUUCCGAUAGCUUAACCCAAUCAGAUCCAAGACCUAGUUUUACUGGACUAGAAACAACACCACCACCAAAAGUGAAAUCAGGAAAGUCUUGGCCUCCUGCUACUUCUGUUAUUACCACACAUAACCAAAUUGUUACUAGUAGCUCCGAAGAUCCUGAACUCAUCAAUCUACCAUUUAAUAACAACCCUUCUGAGCCUACUGUUAAUCUUAUUUAA